Messenger RNA from Drosophila navojoa, 1289 nucleotides. RefSeq names its product peritrophin-48. Gene Ontology annotation, cellular component: extracellular region. Gene Ontology annotation, molecular function: chitin binding. The record is from RefSeq and is a predicted model, not a curated record. NCBI's taxonomy places the organism in Eukaryota, Metazoa, Arthropoda, Insecta, Diptera, Drosophilidae.
CACUAUAAAAGCCAGCGGUGCUUGAGAAAGUUCAGUCAGUGUUCACUUAAGCAUUUCAGUAUUAAGUAUAACGACCUUUAGUUCUGUCUUUGAAUAGGAUGUCUGGCAUUUAUCUAUUGGCAUGCAUGCUGUGCCUGGCCGUUGGCAGCAGCCUCGGCGUGAUCCUGGAGGGCAACUACAAUGUGACUUCGGUGUGCACAUUGGUCAAGGCGGGCACACAGCUGGGCAGCAUUGUGUCGUGCGACUAUUAUUAUGUGUGCACCCCGAACGGACCCGUGCAGACCUAUUGCCAGAAGGGCUACUCGUAUGACUAUAAGGCCCAAACCUGCAGCCCAUCGUCUCAGGUGCAGUGCUAUUAUGGCUCACAAGAGCCCUGCGCUGAAGUCACCGGCGAGGGCUGGGUACCAGUUGCCAACACCUGCAAUCAGUGGAUCUACUGCAAAAACGGCGUAGCCGGCGGCCGCGGCACUUGCGGUGAUCUGACCUUCAGUGUGCAGUUGCAGCGAUGCACUGCUGAGAAGUGUAAUGUCUUAGCCGGAAGCGAGGGAGUGACUCUUAACAACAUCUGCCAGGUGGUGCCACCUAAUAUUUACUUUGGCGAUCCCUUCAAUUGCACCAAGUACCAGUAUUGCUACCCAGAUGGCAGUUACGCAUCCGGUGAUUGCACCACGACUGCUUUCAUUGUAUCAUCUCAACAAUGCGGGUAUGAUACAAACGGGGCCUGCGAUCGCAUUCAACAAGGAGGAUUAUCCGAAUCUUGCGAUAAAGUCGGCGAAAUCAGGGGCGAUCCAAACGUGUGCGGCAACUAUCAAGUUUGCAAUGGCAAUACCUAUGAUCUGAAGAGCUGUCCCAGUGGCCAGUACUUUAAUGUUGCGACAACCAGCUGCUUGCCUCGUCUGCAGGCAGUACCAGAACCGGGCUGCAAUCGUUGCCAGUACGCGACAACAACGUUUGUGAAUGCUAUCAGCAAUGAUAACUGCAAUACCUACUACUACUGCAGCAAUGGCGUCAACGGCAAUGUUACCACAUGCCCAGAAAAUUUCUUCUUUAACGAACUUCAGCAGGGCUGCGUCCCAUAUCGUGGUCUGCAAAACUAUGGCACCGUCUAUCCUGCUUGCGCUGGCGCCGUUGCUCCAGCGACGACCCCUGCACCGCCAACAUCAACAGUCGAUCCAAAUGCCCCAACCGAAUCAACUGGCACAACCGAUCCAGAUGUCAAAACAGAAUCAACUGCCACACCCGAUCCAGAGGCCAUAACAAAAUCAACUGUCACAACAGAAUCCGGAUAA